Messenger RNA from Halteromyces radiatus, 1679 nucleotides. RefSeq names its product camp-dependent protein kinase 10. The coding region runs from base 179 to 1429 and encodes 416 amino acids. The record is from RefSeq and is a predicted model, not a curated record. Lineage: Eukaryota; Fungi; Mucoromycota; Mucoromycetes; Mucorales; Cunninghamellaceae. The transcript has 5 exons. Gene Ontology annotation, biological process: peptidyl-serine phosphorylation. Gene Ontology annotation, cellular component: nucleus; cAMP-dependent protein kinase complex. Gene Ontology annotation, molecular function: cAMP-dependent protein kinase activity; ATP binding.
UUUUUUUCUUUUCUUUUUCUUUAUUUCCACACAUAGACUUAUUAUUAUUAGUAUUAUUAUUAGUGUAUUACUUUAUAGAACUAUAUUUUGUAAUAUUUUAUUCUUAUUUGUAUAUUCAACCAUUAAUAUCAAUACCUUUUUAUUUAUUCCAAACUCAUCUUUUAUAUUUUCAAUACAAAUGCCUUUACGAUUCCUAUCAACUCUUGUUUCGUCCUUAUUACGACGUUCCAACUCUAACGAUUGUAUAGAUCCUAUAGACUCACACUCGACUCAAAAACCACCAUCAACAAACUCAAUUACUUUCAGUUCAACUGUUACCAUUCAAAACUUAUUCUCUUCAAAGAAAUCAGAUGAUAAUAUAGAUACAACCACGAUCUCUUCUUUUGGUAACCAUGAUACUAAAAACUGGCUAGCACAUCAAGAACAACUUUCUUAUUGGCAACAACAGUCUUCUGUCUUUGAAAAAGAACCUUUAACAAGGAACGUCAACGAUUAUACGCUAUUAGAUACUUUAGGUACUGGUACAUUUGGACGUGUGUAUCUUGCAAAAGAACAAACUCAAAACAAGGUAUAUGCAAUUAAAGUAUUGAAAAAGGCAGACGUAGUCCGGCUUAAACAAGUAGAACAUAUCAAUUCUGAACGAUAUGUCCUAUCUCGUGUACAUUUCCCAUUUAUUGUUCAAUUACAUUGUACAUUUCAAGAUCAACAAUGCCUUUAUAUGGUUCAAGAAUAUGUAUUGGGUGGUGAACUAUUUAGACAUUUACGAAGGGCUGGUCGUUUUGGAAAUGAUACUACUCGAUUCUAUGCUGCUGAAAUCGUAUUGGCUAUUGAAUAUCUACAUUCAAAAGAUAUCAUUUAUAGGGAUCUUAAACCAGAAAAUUUAUUAUUGGAUCGGGAAGGACAUAUUAAGAUUACGGAUUUUGGAUUUGCAAAAAAGGUAACCGAUCGUACAUGGACAUUGUGUGGAACACCUGAAUAUCUUGCACCAGAGGUAAUUCAAUCUAAAGGUCAUGGUAAAGCAGUGGAUUGGUGGUCUUUGGGAAUCUUGAUUUUUGAAAUGUUAGCAGGUUAUCCUCCUUUCUAUGAUGAUAAUCAUUUUGGUAUUUAUGAACGCAUUCUCGGUGGUAAGGUACAAUAUCCUGGUUAUUUGGAAACUUCGGCAAAGGAUUUAUUGAAACGACUAUUGGUGAUUGAUCGAACUCGAAGACUCGGUAACUUGAAAGGUGGUGCUGAUGAUAUUAAGAUGCACAAAUGGUUUCGUGGUACUGAUUGGCUUGGAUUACUAAAGAAAUCUGCAAGGGCCCCGUUUAUUCCUGCCUAUUCAAGUGAUCAAGACACGAGUAACUUUGAAAAGUAUCCUGCGGAGGCCGAACAUGUAUUAUCUGAUAUCAAUGAAGACCCUUACAAAUCUCUCUUUGCUGAUUUUUGAAUUUGGUUUUACAAUAUCCCUGGUUACCCCACCCCCUUUAUUUUUAAAGUUUUCACUAUUACUUAUAUAUAUAUAUACAUUUACAUACGUUUAUCAUAGACACCCACACUCUCUCAUAUACUCAUACAUAUACAAACGAUAUAUACACAUUCUCAUUUUAUACCAUUUGACCUUUUUUUUCUUUUUCUUAUUGUGAAUAAAAAUGUGAUGACAGACCUUUUUUUUUUUUUUUUUGAGAAAUACAAUCGAC